ACAAGACCGAACGCAUCAUGUCAAGUCGCGCUGCGAAGGGCGCGUCGCAGACAUCUCAUGUCGACUCUGGAGAUUCUUCGCCUGUUAAUGUAAUCAAUGCUGUCCUUGCGACGACACAGCCUCCUCCGGAGACCGCGGCCGCGGUAUGGACUCGACGCUGGGUUGUGUUGUCAUUUUGGUCGAUUGUCGUAUUCCUAGGUCUUCCAAUAUGGUGGAAAACAACAGCGAUAUACCGGGCUACUCUUCCGCUGGAUACAAUGAAAGAAUGGGCCGACGGAAAGAUAUGCAAGCCUGUCUUCCCUCUACGGAUCGCCGUAGAUGUACCAUCAAUGCCGCUACAUGAUGCGCAACAUCUCAUCCGUAUCACACAGCAUGCUCUCGAUGAUCUGAAUGAGUUUUCUGCUCACCACCUGCGCCUGGUUCUCACGGAAACGAGCACGACAGCGAACGGGACCACACAUACUGUCAGGGAUGGAAGCCGGAUGGGCAUUGAUUCAGCCUAUGAUGGUGAUGGCGAAGAUACGGCGCUUUGGGUCAAACUUCUGCCUGCCACAGAGGGCCCAACACCACGGUCAGAGCUUCAGGCUUUCAAAGCGGCCGUGGAUAUCUUCUAUUCUCCAAACCAAGUGCCAUCCGCAUCCUCGACUUCGUCUCCGCUUGGCACCUUUCUUGCAAACGAACUGCAUGUGCUAUUUGAGGAAGAACAGGCUAUGCUAAUCCAUACGUUCACGUCCAACACAGCAACGCAUGGUGGCAAGGCACAAGUCCUCUCGCCGGAACGCGCUUCUGCUCUCGCUCGACAGUCUACCAGGGCCUUUAAAUAUGCGCCAACAUAUCAUCUGACGUUCUCUCUGUUCACACCUACAGCCGUACCGUCUGACUGGGCCAUUGAAUCUGCGUUGAAGGAGUACGUAGAGCCACUCCUGGAGGCGUUGUCUACGAUUAGCAAGUUUACGGUUGACACCCAAGUUCAACUUUAUGCAACUAUCUCCCCGUCAAUACGUCAACCCGAAUACGACGAAGAGGCGAACGCAUGGACUCUGCGGAAAGAGGACCUGAGCGGAUUUAUUAAUGCUGCUGAAUGGCCAUUGAGCCCGUCUAUUGGUGCGGGGCCGACAGUGAAUUUCGUGAUCUACGUGCCAUCUCCUGAUCAGGGUCCUCUCGUUGUAAAGGUAAAGGAGAAUGGUGGGAAUAGCUGGCUCAUUCCUCAGUGGGGAGGUGUAUUAAUUCUGAACCCUGAAUCUGGGCAAAACAAGACGACAACCUUGUCGAAAGACACUUUACGACCAGCGAUGUUGUCUUUCUCGAAUCAGCUCCUGGCUUUACUGGGCCUACCAGAGUCACCCGCCUCUCUGCCCUUGCGUCUUUCGACUCUGACAAGAGUACGCGCCGCAUCGCUUUUGUUCUCGGCUUCGUCCACUCUCGGAGCUUUGGCCAGAUUGACACAACAGCUGUCAUCCAUUGCCAUUCCUGAUAGUGUGGCUGGAUCGGUUGACGCCACAAUCCAGCACUUGGGCUCGGCCUGUGAUGCUCUCCAUAAAGGGCAAUUCCACUCUGCCCUGCAACACGCUCGCAUUGCCGAAACCGAAGCAGAAAAGGCAUUCUUCGAACGCUCUAUGGUCGGCAUGGUAUAUUUUCCGGACGAGCACAAAGUCGCCGUCUAUCUGCCCCUACUUGGGCCUGUCGCUGUACCGUUGUUGAUGGCUGGGAUCAAGGAAGUCAUGAGUCUUUUGCAGAAGCGCAAGACGAGUUGUCGUUCAGAAGCUGCUUGUGCGAAUUUGCCCAAACCAACACUUUGCAUUCUCCCGUUCGUUCCGUCCCGGCCCUCCCCCCUCUCUUCAAAUAUGGCUCUGUCGGCGCAAUCGGUUGCCAACAUCAAGGCUAUCCUCAACGGCACCACCUCGAACAAGAAAGCCGGCAUACCAGCCCUGGCCUUUGUCGCCGUCGACCGCAAUGGCAAGAACCUCAUCGCCGAAACAUCCGGCACGCGCGGCCUAGAAGACAAACGCCCCGUCGACCUCGACACCAUGUUCUGGAUCGCCUCGUGCACGAAGAUGGUCACGGCAAUCGCAGCAAUGCAGCUCGUCGAGCAGGGCAAGCUCGCGCUCGACGACCACGAGGCCGUCUACGCCCUCUGUCCCGAGCUGAAGGAGAAGAAGGUGCUCAUGGACGACGGAACGCUCGCCGAGCGCACCGCCGAAAUCACCCUCCGCAGACUCCUCACCCACACCGCCGGCUUCGGAUACAGCUUUCUGAACCGGAAGCUGACGCUCUGGGCGCGUCCGGCCGGCAUCGAUGAGCUCAGCGCCGACGCGAACGACUUUCUCGGCACGCCGCUUGUCAACCAACCCGGCGAGCGCUGGGAAUACGGUCCCAACAUAGACUGGGUCGGCGAGCUCAUCUCCCGCGCCACGGGCCUCUCCCUAUCCGACUACUUCGAAACCCACAUCUUCACGCCCCUCGGCCUCAAAGACAUAACCUUCUUCCCGACCCCCGCGCAGCAAACAAACUUCGCCCGCAUGACACAGCACUGGAAAGACGGCACCGCCGAAGAAGUCGACCACACCGCCCGCCGCGCCCUCACCGCCCACACCCCCGCGCGCCGCGCCACCCUCUUCCAAGCCGGCGGCAGCGGCCUCUACGCCAAACCCCUCGCCUUCGCCCAAAUCCUCACCGUGCUCAUCAACGACGGCGUGCACGCACCCAGCGGCACACGACUCCUCAGCCCGGCCUCCAUCCACGAGAUAUGGACGAACCAGAUCCCGGACAAGCCGGAUUUCGCGCGCGGCCUGGCGGCUUCGGCAAAGGAGCACGUCACGCUGAGUAAUGCGGAGAUGUUUCCGCAGCCGGGGAGGCCGGCGCAAGGGUGGGGAUUGUGUGGGAUGAUUACGGAGGAGGGGGUGUUUACGGGGCGGAGUGCCGGGAGUGUGUUUUGGGUUGGGGUGGCGAAUUUGUUUUGGGUGGCGGAUCGGGAGAAGGGGGUUGCGCAUUUUAUUGCGGGGCAGGUGGCGCCGUUUGGGGUGCCUGCUGUGGCGCAUGCGUGGUUGGGGGUGGAGAAGGCGUUGUAUGAUGGGUUGAAGGAUGGGGGUGGUUGA
Pseudovirgaria hyperparasitica is the source of this 3095-nucleotide messenger RNA. RefSeq names its product beta-lactamase/transpeptidase-like protein. Lineage: Eukaryota; Fungi; Ascomycota; Dothideomycetes; Acrospermales; Acrospermaceae. Gene Ontology annotation, biological process: attachment of GPI anchor to protein. The coding region runs from base 18 to 3095 and encodes 1025 amino acids. The transcript is spliced from 4 exons. Gene Ontology annotation, cellular component: GPI-anchor transamidase complex. The record is from RefSeq and is a predicted model, not a curated record.